AUGAACAUCAAUAGCACCAUUCAACAGGUCGCAUAUACUCUAGGCUACGCAACGGAGUUACAGACCCACCUUUCCAAAGCUCUUAUGGCCCCUGGGACUGACGGGGAACGGUUGGCGGAUUGUGGAAUAGACUUGAUUCGUUCGUGUCUUUCGCAAUAUGGUUAUGAGAUGAAGAUUCAACCAAGCGAUAUCGUCGCAGUAAAGGAAAGGCUGUGUAGCUACGCUCAUCUUAGUUCAGUCGCCCAGCGCAUAGCGAUUGACAGGAUCGUUCCAUACGACUCGCAGUCCAGCGAAGAGCGUCACACUAUAGUCGGGAAGACCAUGGCAGCGUUUAUUGCAGCCGCACAUCUCGACUUUGGGGGAAGCUAUCCACGUACGUGGCAGAUAUUGGUGCAUAUAGGCUUCUUCACGCAGGAGGAUAACGCGGUGGAUCCAACACUGUUACUGGGCAGCAUAAAUAGGUAUCCACAUCUGCCUAUUGGACUUUCUGGGAACGAUGACAGCCGUGCCAUGAUGGUAGAUUUACUACCAAACACAGUACAAGAUAGCCAGUCCAAACGAUCUGCGAACAUCUCAUUCGAUAGUCAACAAAAGCUAAAGCAAGGUCGACGGCAAAGGUACAAUUCAAUGGUAUGCUUCCUCGAGGAAGAAACCAUGAAGUGUCACGCGAAAUCUCUUCGGCCCCCACAGGAAUCGUACUUUACCGCAGAAAUCGAGAUGGCCAUCCAAAACCCAGAUUUGAAACAGUGGGAUGAGGUUUUAAAACGGCUAAUAUUAGGUUCUGGCAGCUCGCUGUCAGUUCUAUACCUAAAGGAGGCAAUUCAAACCUGGCGAGCGAGGGCCGACAUGCCUCAUCUGCAGAUCUCUAAACAUUCAUCGAAGGCAGAGACAUAUGCCAACAUCUCCCUCAUAGACCAGAGAAUCACGGGGCUGAAUUUAUUUCGAAGAUACCACAUCUCACACUUAUUCGAAGCAUGUGCGAUGAUGAAGAAAAUGCUUCCUGGUCUCGAACCAGGGUCGUCAGAGUAUAAGAAGGGGUACAAGGAUGUUAACAACCUUCGAUUACUUGCACGGAGAUUUCACACCCUACAGGAGCAUUUCGGCAAGGGUAUUCUUGCAUUGAUACCUUAUCCGCAGCAUCCCCACCAGCCAGGUCUGGAGUUAUCUGACAAUAUGCUCUCCAAGGUGCCGGAAUGCAUCUUUCCCCAAAUUGUUUCAAUCCUCAAUCGUUCCCAAGGAAACUAUCUACGGGCACUGAGCCAGGCAGCUGGGCAGGUUAUAGAGAUGAUGCUUUACGAACCUCAAGAACUCUGUCCCGCGCUCCAGCUCGAGACAACAGACAACAGCUACAUAUUGGAACAACCGAAAGAUCUACAUACCAUCCUUCCUCUUCUCACUUGA
This is a messenger RNA of Aspergillus pseudonomiae, 1401 nucleotides long. RefSeq lists its product as uncharacterized. The transcript is spliced from 5 exons. Bases 1 to 1401 code for a protein of 466 amino acids. NCBI's taxonomy places the organism in Eukaryota, Fungi, Ascomycota, Eurotiomycetes, Eurotiales, Aspergillaceae. Gene Ontology annotation, biological process: RNA processing. The record is from RefSeq and is a predicted model, not a curated record. Gene Ontology annotation, molecular function: ribonuclease III activity.